Messenger RNA from Lagenorhynchus albirostris (white-beaked dolphin), 3961 nucleotides. RefSeq names its product goosecoid homeobox 2 (gene GSC2). Gene Ontology annotation, biological process: regulation of transcription by RNA polymerase II. The transcript has 3 exons. Gene Ontology annotation, cellular component: nucleus. Bases 2714 to 3328 code for a protein of 204 amino acids. Gene Ontology annotation, molecular function: DNA-binding transcription factor activity, RNA polymerase II-specific; RNA polymerase II cis-regulatory region sequence-specific DNA binding. The record is from RefSeq and is a predicted model, not a curated record. Lineage: Eukaryota; Metazoa; Chordata; Mammalia; Artiodactyla; Delphinidae.
UGUUCUAUGACAGGUGACAAUGUUGUUAAACUUCUUGCCACUCCACAACAAGGGUUUCCUUCCCUCCAUCUUCCAGUACAUUCUCCUCACCUUCCCUAAGACCCACCGUCAGUCUCAGCAGGUUCCUUCCCGCUCCCCCCGCCCCCCGCUGCCUGGUCACAAAGCCAGUGCCCAUGGUUUAGGGUUUGUAUCUGCAGCAUUGCAUUCCAGUACCAGGACCCGUCUGGUUACCUAGAGCCCAUGAUAGCCACCUCACACUCAGUGCUGAGGACACCACAGUCACCUCCUAUUGUUGCCUCUCGCCGUUCUCACUUUCCGUCUCCUGCGAUUGCAGUAGAUGGUGGCUGGGACAGAAGCCACCGGAAGGCUGACUCACCCCUUGGUGGUGCUCCAUACUGGCUGUUGACUGGUCCUUAAGCUGGAGCUGCUGGUGGGAACUGCUCUGCCUGUCCUCUCCUUGUGGCUGCAGGCACCUCCUCGCAGCGUGGUGGCUGAGCUCGGAGAACAAGCAUCCCAAGAUGAGAGAGAGAAACUGUGUCACCCAGCUGUAGGACCUGGCCUCAAAAAUCACAGUGUCACUUCUGCUGCCUCCUAGUGGUUAGAAGCGAGUCACUAAGCCAGCCCACGUUCAGGGAGAGGGGAUUAGAUUUCACCUCCUGAAGGGAGGAGUGUCAAAGUAUUUGCUGACAUCUUUGAAAUGCAUCACAGUGGGCCGCUUAUCACAGUGGGCCGCUUAUCAAGGUGGACAGGUGGAGAGAUGGUGCAUCUACCAAGGUGGAUAGGUGGGUAGGUGCCCCAUUUAUCAAGGUGGGGAAUACCAAGCAAGGGAUGGAUUUUGAGAUCUUGAGUCUGCCCCAGGCAUGGUGACUGGGAGAUGUUCAUUGGUGGCUGAAAUGGGACAUGGAGCAGAUGCUUAGGGAGAUGAGUGCCUGGAGCAGAGGGAGAAGUCAGGCUGGCGGUAUCAACUGGGGAGUCCUUGGCACAGAGGUGGUGUCUGAAGCUUCAGAAAUGGGGAGGGAUAAAGGAACAACCAGGGCCCAGCCUUUAUGACCACUGACCCUGUAGCCCCCAUCCUUGAGGAACUGACUUCGAUGGGUAGUCGGCCCCCAGGUGCCUCUCUGAUCUAAUGGUGAGCACAUGGUUCUGCGAGGGAAGUUGGCUGGGAGAGGUUUCCAGGGUCACCCAAAGGGACACGUGGGAAGAGAUGGAAGCUCUGGGGCAGUGGCAGCCGUCUUGCGACCAUGAGGUGGCCCACUCACAGAUGUGGUGGCUCCUUCACAGAGCUUCCAGAUUAACAGAUCCUGGGCAGUCCUGGUGUCAGGACUCUUAUGACAGUUGAGUCCGCAGGUUCUGUCACUUGAAGUCCAGAGUCCUCACUGACACCAGAGUGGAGUCAGCAAGGGAGCUUGAGGAAGGGUGUGUGAGGUGGGAGGAGAAGCAUGAGACCGUGUGUUGCCCCCCUAAUGGUACCUGCCAUUCAUGGAGGCCCCUGCCCAGCGGGGUUCUAACCUCGCACACAGUAACUGGUUGAGCCCUCCAAGCACCUGAGAGUUAGGUCACUAUUAUUAUGCCAGUUUAUAGAUUGGGAAACUGAGGCACGGCGGGGUGGUGGCGGUGGUGGUGAAGGAACCUAUCUCACAGCCAGGAAGUGACAGCUGGGGCAGAAGCCAGGCCGUCUGCUGCUCUGUCCUGUGAGCCACACAGUAACUUUUCAGAGGUCCAGAGAAGGCCUUCAGCAGAAGUCCUGGCCAGCUGCUUAGAUGAGGACGAAAUGGUCUUCCUGCUUAGAUGAGGACGAAAUGGUCUUCCUGGAAUUUGGCAAAGUGCAGGUCACCGACAAAGUUGGGCAGAAUGACCCGGAGGGAUGGUGUGGACGGAGCUGAGGAGUGGGGGUGUGGACACAGGAGUCAGCUCCUGAGAAGAAUGGCUGUGAUGAGGGUGGGGAGGGGGUGGUAAUGAUUUGGGGUGGAUUCUGGGAAGUACCGGAAAGCAGAUGAUAAGUUUCCCCAGAGCACAUAAGUGGGGCCUCCGAUGGGGCCCAGGAGAAAAGGCAAAGAAUUGGAGGCCCAGGGCAGUGGGGCUGCGGGUUUGGUGAUGAGCAGAGAUAGCUUCCCCCCCGCAACCCCGUUUCCUCCACGAGGUUGAGACCCGGGCUCCUAAGUAUGUGUGUGGAGGGGGCGGGGGAAUUUGGGCCGAAGUGCGGUGGGACCGCGGGGUUGCCGAGGGUAUUGGGCCCCAUUUGAGGUUGGAGCUCAGGAGUUUGGGGGCCAGGAGACUGUGCAGUUUGGGGGGGGGUGUUCUCCAGACUUGCUCCUCCGCCUGGUAGGUCCCCGAAGGGGACAAGGAACCAGCCCUGGUCGCGGUGGCUACAGGACCAGGGCACGAGUUGGGCCACGAGGCGGCCCCGCGCCCAGGGUCUGCCGUGGUCCGGGCGUCCUCGGGCCCUUGCCCACGCCGCAGGGUUGGACAGGGAGCUGGCGGGCACUGGAGGCGGCCCUGCGCGCCUCUGCCAGCUCUGCGAGUCGGGGGCAUGGACUCGCGGCGCAGGGCUUCUUGCGACCGCUCCCGCCCACCUCCGCCGCCGCCGGGGAUUAGCACGCUCCUGGCCGCGCGGCGGGAUUAACCCGCGUGGACGCGGCGCCCGGCUCGGGGAUUACGGCGCGCCCCCUCGACGGAUAUAUUCCCGCGGCGACGGCGACGGCGGGCGAGAGGAAUGGCGGCGGCGCGGGGCGCGGCGGGCCGCAGGGGUCCCGGGCGGCCCUGCCCCUUCUCCAUCGAGCACAUCCUCUCCGGCCUACCCGAGAGCAGCCCCCCGGCCCGGGUCGCCCGCCCGCCGCCGCCCGCCGGCCGCCAGAGCCCCGCGGAGCCGCGGCAGCCUGAGGCGCCCGAGGCCGUGCCCUGCGCCUGCUGCUGCUGCUGCGGCCCUCGCGCGGCGCCCCGCGGGUCCCCGGAGCCGGCCGCCGGCCUGGGCGCGCGACUACCGUGGCCGCUGAGGCUGGGGCCCGCGGCGCCCUUGCCCUUGGCCGCACCCACCGGGGGCUCCGGGGCGCCGCCCGCCGCGGGCGGCCCUGGUUCACAGCGGCGCACGCGGCGCCACCGCACCAUCUUCAGCGAGGAGCAGCUGCAGGCGCUGGAAGCGCUCUUCGUGCAAAACCAGUACCCCGACGUGGGCACUCGCGAGCGCCUGGCCGGCCGCAUUCGCUUGCGCGAAGAGCGCGUGGAGGUCUGGUUCAAGAACCGCCGGGCCAAGUGGCGACACCAGAAGCGCACAUCGGCGUCCGCGAGGCUCCUGCCGGGAGCCAAGAAGCCCCCGAAGGAGAGCUGCUGACGGCUGCAGAGUUACUCCUGGGCUCGGUGGCACCUUAUGGGGCCGGCUCAGGGAGAGGACAGACCUACCCUAAUAGGAGUUGGGAGAGGACGCCAGCCUCUAACCUGGUGUCUGCCCAGUUGCCUGCGUCCUGGAGCUCAACGCGGGAGCCCCUCUGCGUGUGUCCCCGCGCCACCCGCCCCGCGGAAGGAGAGCGCACCGAUGCUCCGUGCUCCAUGCGCCUUCCCUCCCAAGCGCAAGCGGGCAGGAGGGCCGGGGAGACUCGGGGGUGGGGUGCGGGGCACAGAGCAAAUCAACUUCCUCAAUCCCCCACCACACCCCAGGAGGCACCAAGCCACCCCAGGACAGGAGCCACCCCUUGUCAACAGUGGCACCCAGCGUCCUCAUCCCCGCCCACUUCCUGCUGGCCUCAGUCAUCUCCUCAGCAGGGACGCAGCCCCCUUGACUGGCCUAGAACCCUCCAGAGGCUGGGCGGGUGGGGUCUCUGCGUCCUGGGGCUGGUGCCAGGGGCUUGGGCGUCCUGACCCGCAGAAUAAGAAGGCUGGGUGAGGUAAUCUCCAAGCCCCGUUCCUGCUGCUCAAUCUUGUGAGUCUUGUGUGGAUACUGAGAAAUAAACAAGCUACUACAAGCUCU